GCAAAUUGGUAAACGUGUUUAACUUGGAAGAGUCACAAAAUCAUGAAACUUUAAUUUUUCCAUCAAUUCAAGCCCAACUCAUUGAGCAUGAAGACGAUUAUAUUAUUGAAGGCAGCGAUGAUGAGCAAGAUAUGUAUGAGUCAGAAUUGGCAUAUUUGCAGAAAGUCUUAGACAAGACCAAGGAGCUUCUAGAAGAAUCCCGUACUAAGCCAAAAAGACAUUUAUGGUUGAAAAAUAUUCGUCCAAAUUUCAAAUUACUGGAAAAAAUGAAUAAUGACAUUCUAUUACUGAAUAACCGAUGA
Molecule: messenger RNA, 302 nt
Organism: Dentiscutata erythropus
Lineage: Eukaryota; Fungi; Glomeromycota; Glomeromycetes; Diversisporales; Gigasporaceae
Source: the annotation of a GenBank genome assembly